Molecule: messenger RNA, 1158 nt
Organism: Epithele typhae
Lineage: Eukaryota; Fungi; Basidiomycota; Agaricomycetes; Polyporales; Epitheliaceae
Exons: 6
Coding region: 1-1158 (385 amino acids)
Source: RefSeq, a predicted model, not a curated record
AUGGCGCCCAUCCCGGAGGGCGUCCAGCGACCUCAGAUGCGCCGCAAGUCCUCCGCCCAAAAUCUCCUCACGAGCUUCAAGUCCUCUUCGUCGACUGUGAGCUCUGGCGGGGCGCCACCAUCGUCGUUUCCCGGGAGCGCGGUCACGGUCGCCAGCAGCAUGCCGUACUCAAACGGAGCGGUGCCCACGCCGACGACGGCCACGAUGUCGCGCGAGUGGGACGUCCAGAGCCUGCAGAGCGAAGGGUCCGCGCAGGCGAAUGCGCCCGGCACGUCGGUCGAGUUCCUGCGGGAGCUGGUGAAGAAGAGGAUCAUCACGUUGACGUACUUGCGGAACGUGCACGAAGGACGGAGCCAUUGGUUUCACACCAUCAUGAUCACCCGGACCGAGCUCGACAGAGCGUUUAGCAAUGUGGCCAUGAAACAGAGAACAUAUCGAUUCGCAGUCCUUGGCAUGGCGUUGGCGAACCAGUUUGACAUGAAGGAGCCGCAAGACCUGCUUCGUGGGCUGUCAAGCGUGUUGUCAGAGUACGACAUGCUGAAGGAGGACGGCGACAAGCCACGACUACGAUUAUUCAAAGGCCGCGGGUCAAAACGUCCUGCCGGCGCAGACUAUGCACUAUCGUACCCCGACUCGACCGAAACAUAUAUGACCCUCCCCCACAUUCCUUUCCCAUUAGACUACCAUCAAACCCUCCUUUCGCUCCUCGACGUCUUGUCGGAACUGUACAACAAGAUAUCCAAAAUUCUCGGCCCCUCACCCUUCUCGAAUGCCGGUCACAGCAUGAUGGGCCCUCUGGGUCUGCUAUCACCACAUCCGGGUGUCUCGUACCUCUUCUCGGGCGCCGAGUCUGCGAACAACGACGGUGAUAGCAGUCUCUGGGGCAUCGCACACGCCACGAUGCUCGGUUCUGGCAGUGGCCUGAACUCACUCUAUGGCGGUGGACCAGGAAGCCCGCCCCCGAGCUGGACGUCUACCCUGGGAGACACCGUACGGCAAAUCGACCAUAGGCUCAAGAAGCUGAUCGCGAUGUUGCUCAAGGAGCUGGACGACUGCGCGCGGGCGGGGAUCAAGGACGAGUUGGCAUCACUCGACCCGCUCCUACGACACGUCGCGGGCGCCGGAGAUGAACACAGAGACACGUUCGAGUUCGAUUGA